Molecule: messenger RNA, 705 nt
Organism: Lachancea nothofagi CBS 11611
Lineage: Eukaryota; Fungi; Ascomycota; Saccharomycetes; Saccharomycetales; Saccharomycetaceae
Source: the annotation of a GenBank genome assembly
AUGAGUUUCAGAGGUGGUAAUAGAGGUGGCCGUGGUGGAUUCGGCGGCGGUCGUGGUGGAUUCGGAGGUGGUCGUGGCGGAUUUGGAAGACCAGUCCAGCAAGGACCACCAGAUCAGGUUUUGGAGAUGGGAAGUUUCAUGCAUCCUUGUGAAGACGAAAUCGUAUGUCGCUCGAUCAAUACCAAAAUUCCAUAUUUCAACGCACCAAUCUAUUUGGAAAAUAAGACCCAAGUUGGUAAGGUAGACGAGAUUCUGGGGCCUUUAAACGAAGUGUUUUUCACAAUCAAAUGUUCUGAAGGUGUUCAAGCCUCGAGCUUCAAAGAUGGUGACAAGUUCUACAUUGCUCCAGACAAGCUGCUGCCCAUCGAAAGGUUUUUGCCAAAGCCAAAGGUUGCUGGCCCACCAAAACCAAAGAAGAAGAGAGCACCAGGUGCCCCAGGUGGCCGUGGUGGAUUCGGUGGUCGUGGUGGUAGUCGCGGUGGCUUCGGCGGUGGACGUGGUGGUUCCCGUGGAGGUUUCGGGGGUGACCGUGGUGGCUCCCGUGGAGGUUUCGGCGGUGGACGUGGUGGCUCCCGUGGUGGUUUCGGCGGUGGACGUGGUGGUUUCGAUGGCGGUCGUGGCGGUAGUCGUGGCGGUUUUGGCGGUGGCCGUGGUGGCUCCCGCGGUGGCUUCAGUCGUGGCGGUGGUCGCGGAGGAAGAUUUUGA